Dalotia coriaria is the source of this 3679-nucleotide messenger RNA. RefSeq names its product Synaptotagmin beta (gene Sytbeta). The record is from RefSeq and is a predicted model, not a curated record. Bases 165 to 1751 code for a protein of 528 amino acids. The transcript is spliced from 6 exons. NCBI's taxonomy places the organism in Eukaryota, Metazoa, Arthropoda, Insecta, Coleoptera, Staphylinidae. Gene Ontology annotation, cellular component: exocytic vesicle; plasma membrane. Gene Ontology annotation, molecular function: SNARE binding; clathrin binding; calcium ion binding. Gene Ontology annotation, biological process: cellular response to calcium ion; regulation of calcium ion-dependent exocytosis; regulation of dopamine secretion.
GCCGCGCAACACGACAGUCUGCCCGUCGUCCGUCGUGCGGAGAGGAUGAUCAACGGCAUUGCGCCGCCAUAAACACAACCGCCACCGCUGCCGCCGCAGCAGUCAAUCGAUCGUCUGCCGCCGAUAAACAUGCAUGCGUUGUGAUCGUGCGUUGUGUCGGAGACAUGUCGGGCAUCGGGCCAGCGAGCUGCUGGAUCGCGCACAAGCGGCUGGAGUCGUGGGCGAAGGCGGCGAAGGAGCGCGCGCUUGGCGCUGCCCCCAAGACUCAUGUAAACAACGACCCCGCCGCCACCCCAGUUACAACCGCACAUGAACAGGAACCAGCACAAAAUAGUAAUUUCCUGCGAAGAAGUCCAGUGAAAUGCGCGACAACCGAAAUGUCGUCCUCGCCAUCAGCAACAUCCCUUCAACACCAGUCAAAGUCCUACCCAGGAGGACAUCCUUCUCUCUGCAGGACAGAGAGUAUCUCAUCGCAAACUUCAAUGGACAGUCAGACAAAUGUCCAUACAGGCCACCGCGGUUCCUCGCCGCAGAUCCACACGUACACGUCCGAAGGUCACGAGCUGCCCGCCCCCGGCGGCAACCAGUUGCGUCACAGCGCGCGCUCCCCGUCGCCGCUGCGUGCCAUCUCACUGGACAUCCGCUGCAGCCCCGACUCGCCCGUACACAGGCCGGCAUCCUCGACUACGUCCUCCCCGGUGAAUCCUGCGCUCUCGCCAAGUUGCAGCAGCCCGCCCAUACCCAUUCCGCUAUCGCCGCGCAAUUUAGGGCACAGUCAUGGGAGAUAUCUGUCGCCGCUGGCGAUCCCGUCGCGCAGCAACACGCCGGAGAGCGCCUCCAACCAUUCCUCGCCGAUGCCGCCGUCCAGUCCUCUGGGCGCUAUUCAGUUGGAUCUUUACACGCGAAAGGAAGGACCGCUUUUUAUUAGUCGUCUACCUGAAGAGGGACCUGAUAUUGGGAGAUUACACUUCCGGUUGAAUUAUGACUUUAAUCGGAGCGAUUUAAUUAUACAUAUCAUAGAAGCACAUAAUUUGCCAAGUAAAGAAAACGGCGGCUUCAACGACCCGUACGUGACGGCGGCGCUGAUACCGGAAGUAGAUAACCGGAAGCGGCAGACGAUUAUCCACCGCAACGUGGCAAACCCGUACUUUGACCAUAACUUUAAGUUCCCCAUGACGCACGAUGACCUUGCAAACAGCACGCUCAUCUUGCAAGUGCAUGAUGGUUGCGGGAAGUCGGGUGUUGUUGGCGAGGUGAAAAUGUGUAUGGAUGAUUUCGAUGUUACGUCGAAUAUGGAAGUAUGGGGUGAGAUAAAUCGUAUUGAAAGGACGCGUGAGGAUAAACAGGCGAUUUUGUUGAGCAUGAGUUAUUUACCAUCAGCGGAGAGAUUGACUAUUGUGCCAAUGAAGGCGAGGAAUUUACAGAAAAGGAAGGAUAUUGGCAUUGAUCCCUAUGCAAAAGUCUAUUUGAUUAUCAAUGGAAAGAAGGUGAAAAAGAAGAAAACUGCUGUGAAAAAAUGCUCCGAGCCCAUUUGGAACGAGGCGAUCACGUUCACGCUGCCCGCUUCAAGUUUACCCAAUGCUUCGAUUGAGAUAAUUGUAUUAGAUCAAAAGUCCGAUCUAAUUGGAAGCAGCCCACAGAUCGGAUCCUGCGUGAUCGGACCGAAGCAAAAUGGCCCCGAAAGGGACCAUUGGCGUCAGGUGACAAAGAGUCCGCGCACGACGAUCGCCUGCUGGCACGUGCUCACUUAGAGCGUACCUAGGUGCGCUAAUGCUAAUUACAUUUUUUUACUUCCUUAAUCCCCGCUGUGCACAAUGUACAGCCAAUCAUAAUUACCGUUGAUGGCCAAUUAAGUUGAUAUCAUGCUAUCGUGCAGCAUAUUAAAAUUUCAUAAAUUAAUAAAGUCAAAUCAAUAAAAUUGCAAAACUUUAAAACAUAUUAUGCAAUAACAUAAAUUGCAAGAAAUAAUCAAAAGAAUCUGCUAAGAAGUUUGUGUUUGUGUUUAACUGUACAUCAUGUUAACUGUUUCUGUCAUAGUCGGUAACAAAUCAUGUCAAAUGACUAAAAAUCAAAUUGCCGUGCAAAUUGUAUAAAAAUACAAAUUCCAUAGGCCUAUAGUGUUUUUAAAUGAUAUGCACUUAUGAUUUUGAUUACAAUUACAAAUUAAAACACACAAAUAAUCAAAAACUAAUAAUAACAUUAUAAUCGUAUACAAGAUAAUUGACAAUCCGUGUCGAUUGAUAAAAACACUUUUAUCAUUUGAAAUCCGUUGUCUUAUACUUUCAAAUGUAAAUGAACGCGGUUUGCCUGUAAAAAUACUUAGGUUUUGGGUCUUUGUUGUGUGUUUGUGUGUAUAAUGUGUAUAAUAUGGCAUAUAACUUUGAUAAAACCGAUUUACAAAAGUAUAUAUUGUACAUUAUGAUAUACAUUAUCAAUUGGAUUACUGUGAAUAACAUAUUUUGAUGGUUUGGUUAAAAAAGUACCUGCAAUUCAUUCAUUUCUAUUGUCUUUUUUGAAAUAUGUUAUUUAUAAAUGCAAAUCGUAUCUUAUUUACUUGAAAAUUUUCUAUAUACGUAUAUAAAGUUGAAUAUUUAAAUAUAAAAUGAGAAUAUGUAUACAUAUUGACGCUUAGUAAGUUUAAGAAACCUGUUUAGACAACAGAUCAAAAUCAUACGUUCUACAAAACUUGCGUUUAUAUAAAUAAUACAAACCAUUGGAUAUUUAAAUAAUAGGUAUUAAAGAUUUUAAAUUCUAUUGUAUUUAUAAAUAUAUCAAAUCUUAAUGAAUUAGAAAUGAUAAGAAAAAAUAUAUAAAUAAUGUUUUGACAAAUAUUGUCAGCUAAAAUUGAAGAUAAUGAAGAAAAGCAAAAUUGUAAAUGGUCGACGUUAUUGUCAAACGUAUGCAUGAUGUUCUAAGCCUAAACUUUGAUGUACUUUACUAUACACUUGCCUAUUGACGAUUAAUUAUAACGACUACGAUUUGUGACUGUGUGCAUUUACAAAAUCAACUUUGACCUGCUGCAGCGCCAAAAACAAAGUAUAACAUGAUGUGACUUAUAUAAAUUUCAGCUGAACAGCUAUAAUAUGAAUUAGUUUAUUACUUUAAUACUGUAAAGGUACUAAUCAUAGCUGUAAGUCCUUUACUAAUGUAUAUUUUGAUAAGACUAUUAUAUUAUUCUGAUGCACGUUUGUCUAAAGGUUGGUUAGUUGUUGGCAGAAAUGUGAAAAUGUAAAUUGGCGUCUAAAUUAAUGUACACACAACAAGAGAAUUUGAAUCAUAUCGCGUAAAUUGUUCAUUUCCAGGCGAAAAAUCCAAUCUAAAUCGAAACGAUUACUUAUGACCCCGACAAUUAGAUGAAAUUGGCAAUGUCUCAAAUAUAAAAACAAAGUCGUCAAAAAGAAAACUGAUACUGAUAUCUCAAAGACAAAUGAAACAUAUCUCGUUCAUGAAAACUUAAAUCUAACUAAAAGUAUUCGCGCAAAACGCGCUGGCGAUUAGGCGAGUCUCAGAAUCUAUAAAAUGAGCAUAUUAUUUUUUGAAAAACUAAUGAUGAAAAAUGAUGAAAAACAAUAAAGCUGGACAAUGGAUCAAAAACUAAAUAAAUGUCUAUGAUAUGUAUGAUGUAUACUGUGAACGUAUAAAAGAUCAAAUAAAAAAUAUAAAAUUAUCAUACUUUAAA